AUGACCUCGAGAACGACUCUCUGCCGGCUCUUGCGCUCUACAGCGCUAUCACCGCCCCACAGGAGCCUUGCCACGUGUCGAGCGUGCCCCCUGGCCCAGCUCAGCCAGGCCAGACACUAUCGGCCUUAUGUACGAGUCAGGGCAACUGGUACAUCUGCCAAGGACAACGAAUCGCAGCCCUGCUCCGCUUCUGCGCGGAUACCGCUGCGCGCCGGCUCGGUGUUUGGUGUCAGCUCCAGUCGAGGCUCUCGAGCGUACCAAGAAGAUGCCUGGUCAGCUUCUUGCGUCUUGCUACCACCCAAGGCCAUCAAAGCUAGCUUGGCUUCUGGUUGGAGCAGGAUCGCCAAAGAGGCUGCGGCUAGGUGGCACCCUGAAAGCGAUGCGGAAGAAGCCGCGAAUGCCCAAGGAGUGGAAGAUUUGGACGACGCAAAGGAGAGGGAACAGGCAUUGAUGGAGGAAUACGGACAGAUUGUUUGGUUCGGCUGCUUUGACGGCCACGGAGGUCGAGCCAUUUCCACGCAUCUCAAGGACACGUUGCAUGCAACUUUCGAAUCAGCAGAUCCUCGCCUAGCGACCAAGAUCGCGCAAUUCACUCGCUCACUCGGCGGCUAUUUUAGAAGGUUCGCGGGAGGCGGCAUGCAGCGAUGGGUCAGACAAGAGCUACUCAAGCCCGUCAGGGCUGGUAGAGGCUCCGCUGGACGUGCGCCUCGGACGUCAGCACCCAUGGAAGCCCAGACGCCGCAAGAUGUCGACGCUAGCGACAGCAAGCCGGCUGAAGAGCUGGCCGCCAAGCGAGGUCUGAGUGUCAAAUCCACCACGCCGCAGGCUAGCGAGGGACAGAUUAUAGACGGCAGUGACAUUGGUCUUGUGGAUCCACCGGACGCAGUCAGCUCAGAAGAGAUGACGAUUGCGGAGAGAUGUACGCUUGCUUGGCUUAUGGCCGACAAGGAAAUUCAGCAGUCGGAACAACUGAACGUCGGAGGCUCCACCGCUAGCGUUGCUCUCUUACAUUCGCUCGACGUUCCAGCCACGCCGUGGUAUUCGUCUCGCCUGCUAAGCAUCACCACAGCCCAGAUCGGCGACACUCGGCUGCUGCUCUGCGGAUCUGACGGGCGAGCGAUCCCCCUGACAAACUAUCACCAUCCAGACGAUAGGGGAGAAGCGGAUCGUCUACGCAAAGUCGGCGCGGGCAUGAUCACAGACUCAUUCGGCGAAGCUCGUUGGAUGGGGGCGCUGGCAAACACUCGCGCAUUUGGCGACUCGGGCUUCAAGAAGGCUGGCGUUACAGCCGAGCCAGAAGUCAUAACCCAGGUGAUCAAGGGCGAUGAUUACGCUUUUGUGAUUGCAUUCAGCGAUGGCGUCGGUGAGAAAGUCUCAGACCAGGAAGUCGUCGACCUUUGUCGAGGUGCGGGACAUCCCAGCGAUGCUGCCAAGGCUGUUUUGAGCUUUGCCGAAGAGCUUGGAGCUGAGGACAAUGGCACUGUGCUGGUCAUACCAUUGCGGGGUUGGGGCAAGGUGGGCGGAGAAGACACGACUCGAGCCCAAAGAGAGUUCAGGAAGAGCAAGACAGAUGUAUUUCGAGAGGGUAGGAGAUAA
Messenger RNA from Ceraceosorus guamensis, 1596 nucleotides. Its product is annotated as protein serine/threonine phosphatase 2C. The coding region runs from base 1 to 1596 and encodes 531 amino acids. Lineage: Eukaryota; Fungi; Basidiomycota; Exobasidiomycetes; Ceraceosorales; Ceraceosoraceae. The transcript has 2 exons. Gene Ontology annotation, biological process: protein dephosphorylation. The record is from RefSeq and is a predicted model, not a curated record. Gene Ontology annotation, molecular function: protein serine/threonine phosphatase activity.